Messenger RNA from Striga asiatica, 792 nucleotides. Lineage: Eukaryota; Viridiplantae; Streptophyta; Magnoliopsida; Lamiales; Orobanchaceae. The record is from the annotation of a GenBank genome assembly.
AUGGGAGAUCCAAUGAAAGAAAAUGAUCAAGGUUCAGGAUAUCAAAGUUGGACUAUUGAAGAGAGCAAUGAACUUCUUAAACUUAUGGUUGAUGUUAGUAAUCGUGGUUGGCGUGAUCAUGCUGGAAAAAUAAAUAAGAUAACAGUCGAAAGACAUAUACUAAAACCUUUGAAUGAAAAGUUAGGGAUCACUCGGACUUACAAUCAAUAUACAAGUCGAGUGAAAUAUUUUAGGAAACAAUAUGCUAAGUACAAUGAGCUUAUGCGGCAUAACUCUGGAUUUGGAUGGAAUUCUGUAACAAAGUUCUUCACUGCCGAUGAUGAAAUCUGGGAAGACUACUUUAAGUCUCAUCGUAACAAUUCAAGCUUACGGACAGACCCUCAUCCAGACUUUGAAAAUCUGAGAAUUGCAGUUGGUAACGGUACAGCUAAAGGGACAUAUUCUAUUGCCAUAGGAGACGACACUAUAGAAGAAAAUAGAGAAAGUGGGAGCUUGCUAGAUGAUUUCACAUAUGAUCCCUCAAGUGAUGCAUUUAUUCCAUCAAGUACCCAAGAUCCUUUUCCACCAUCUCCCGAGAACUCUUUCGUGCCAACCUCGACUCAACAACAAUACUCGGAGCCCCGUCCACCUCCAAGAAAACGAGCUAAAACUGAUUCUCAAACUAAGGCUACCUCAUUUGAUCCUAAAGAUAUCCAAGACCUCGCAGAAAAGCUUACAUCAAAUGUGGAGAAGUUUACUCGUGCUAUUGAAUCAAUUGACACAAAAGAGUACAACUGUUGGGAUUUGAUUAAG